This is a messenger RNA of Alternaria rosae, 1002 nucleotides long. Its product is annotated as hydrophobic surface binding protein A-domain-containing protein. Gene Ontology annotation, cellular component: extracellular region. The record is from RefSeq and is a predicted model, not a curated record. Lineage: Eukaryota; Fungi; Ascomycota; Dothideomycetes; Pleosporales; Pleosporaceae. Bases 221 to 796 code for a protein of 191 amino acids. The transcript is spliced from 2 exons.
CUGGGUUGCUAACCUGCGAAUUGCUUACUUUGACGCCAGAUCGACAUGUCACGGUGAGCCUCGGCUCCACCGUAUACCAUGAGCUUUGCGUAUAAUAAGAAGCUGUAGUAUGUGGUAUUUGCUUCUUAUCUCCACAGCAUCGUUCUGACUCGCGUCUUGCUCUUGCCAUCUCAUAUCCGCUUCAGAUCAUUGAUUCGAUCGCAAGAUACUCACCGACAUCAUGCACUUCUCACUUCCCCUCCUUCUCCUCCCCGCCAUCGCGUUCUGCGCGCCAGUUGCGGAAAUCUUGCCCACGGCGCAGGAUGUGAUUCAGUCGGUAGUCUUCAUCCACAGUGCUGUUCUCGAGCUCGAUCAGAAAGUACAAGCCUUCCAGGGCGGUUCUUUCGAGACUGCCUUUGUUGAAGGCAAAGAAGUGCUCGCUGGCGUAGCGAAGAUCCAUGAAGUAAACCGCGAAGGGUUCCGACGAGCCACCCUGGCUCUACCACCUUUUACUAUCAAAGAGACUACCGAUCUGAUCAACACCGUCGUAGCGACUGUCAACGUCAGCAUCCCGAAUGCGACCAAGCAUCUCCAAGAGAAAGAGCCCGUGUUCAAGGCAAAUGGCUUCUCAGCCAUUGUUAUCGCCAGUCUGGCGCUGUUGGAGUUCGACCACGAUACGUUCAGUGCGGCGGCAGCGAAGAACUUCAACCUCGCUACCCCGAAGCCGAAGUUGGACGAGGGCAUCGCGGCGGCAGCGAACAUCCACAAGGUUAUUCAGGAUACCAUUGUGUUCUACACUGUAAACGCGGUCGUGUAAGGGGGAGGACUGUAUCUCAGGUGGUGUACAGCGGUGUAAUGUCCGUUCAUGAUAGGUGCCACGCAUGUGCAUUUGGUAGGAAGUCGCGUCCGUAUCAAUACAAACACGUGCCCUAUGUACGCGCCUGCACCUGCACAUGCGAGAAAAGUAAUCAUGCCACCGAUGACGUAUCAAGAUGAUCGACCGCCAACCUUGGAACCUUGUUU